AUGCCCAAGCACACACCAUUCCCCACAGGUGCUUGGAAUUAUGUUCAACAGGCCGAGCGAGACGAAACAGGCGAGAGGCCAGACGACUAUGAGCAUCCGAGUGAAGCGCCGAUUCGCCUCAAGGUAGCCAUCGUUGGUGCGGGUGUUGGAGGACUAGCAACGGCGGUGGCUCUCCGUCGAGAUGGUCACGAAGUGCACGUCUACGAAGACGCCCCGGCGCUUAGUGAACUUGGAGCAGGUAUCCAAGUUCCACCCAACUCGCUCACUAUCAUGCACAAAUGGGGUGUGGAAGAAGCCAUUAAAGCCAAGUCGGUAGAGCCUAAGAAUCUUUGGUGGAAACGGUGGCAAGAUGGCAAAGUCAUCGCCAAGACGCGGUACAAGCCUGAUUUUGAGGAGAACUUCGGCGUGCCGUAUCGUGUCAUUCACCGGGCUCAUCUUCACGAAGCGCUGCACGACAAGGCUGUGGAUCUUGGGGUUAGAAUACAUCUCGGCCAUACCGUCGCUUCGUACGAUCCAGAAAGACCGUCGAUUAGGUUUACCAAUGGCAAAGAAGUAGUUCCUGAUCUUUUGGUCGCUGGUGACGGUCUCAAGUCCACGGCGAGGCAAGUCAUCACUGGAGAACGCAUACCACUUCGCAGCCAUGGGUUUGCGGCGUACAGGGCGUGCGUUCCUGUGGAGGAGAUGAGGAAGAAUCGACUCAUCGCAAAGAACAUGGACUUCGAGAGAGACCAAAGCCAUGUCAUGAGCUAUCCGAUCAAAGGCGGCGAAGACUGGAACUUAGUGAUCACCGUCCCAGAGCAGAAAGAACCCUGUCACUGGGAUGACUAUUCGCGGCAAUCCCUCUCAAUAAUGCGAUCCUUCUACGCAGGCUGGGAUCCUACCUUAAUCGAAAUCCUCAAACUCGUCAAAACCACCUUCAAAUGGCCAGUUCAGGACAUCCCCCAACUCGACUCCUGGACCUCCCCUAGCAAGAAAAUGCUCAUCCUUGGCGAUGCCGCACACGCCAUGCUCCCUUCCAUGGCAGCUGGCGCCUCUAUUGCUAUUGAAGAUGCCUAUGCCCUUGCUCAAGCCCUUCGCCUCAUACAAUCUCGACACCAGCUCCCCGACGCAAUCGCAACAUGGGAAUCUGUUCGGAUCCCUCGCUACGGCGAUGCAGGAAGCCAGCUAUCGACAUAUGUAUACGCUACAUCUCGCGGACGGACCACAGCAGAAAGCGAGGGAUCGAUUGAUGGAAGCGGAGCGGUGGGCGUAUUUGUGCGAUCCGGCGGAGGAGGUCAGGUUGGCUUGGGAGAAGGGUGGCGCUGGAGAUGGGCGGAGGAUGGUCGACCGGGAUAUAUUGAAGAGGGAGGACAUCUGUUCGAUGAUCUCGGCACGACUUUGAGGUUGGGUUAA
This is a messenger RNA of Zasmidium cellare ATCC 36951, 1392 nucleotides long. RefSeq lists its product as uncharacterized. Gene Ontology annotation, molecular function: monooxygenase activity; FAD binding. NCBI's taxonomy places the organism in Eukaryota, Fungi, Ascomycota, Dothideomycetes, Mycosphaerellales, Mycosphaerellaceae. Bases 1 to 1392 code for a protein of 463 amino acids. The transcript is spliced from 7 exons. The record is from RefSeq and is a predicted model, not a curated record. Gene Ontology annotation, biological process: secondary metabolite biosynthetic process.